Messenger RNA from Hyaloperonospora brassicae, 1593 nucleotides. NCBI's taxonomy places the organism in Eukaryota, Oomycota, Peronosporomycetes, Peronosporales, Peronosporaceae. The record is from the annotation of a GenBank genome assembly.
AUGGCGACGCCAGCGCUGCACGCAAAAGUAGGCGCCGCGGCGUACACGCUCCUGUACUUCACAAGCAGCUGGACGCACCCUGUAGACGAUGUCGCGAUGCCGAGGCUACGCGCAGUUCUCGAUGCAGUCAACGCGCGGCGUCGCGAGCACCAGCUGAUUGAAAUGCUGCAAGUGUGUCGGACGGACGACAGCGAGCGCUGCGGCGACGCGAACGUACAGCGUCUCGAUCCGUCAACGUUCCGGUCGCGGUGCAGAGUGUACAAAGUGGCGGACCUGCCGGCGUGCGUCAUGCUGGACAUGGAGGGACAAGUAAUGACGGAGAAAACGAUGCAGCAACUAGAGAAUAAACUUCGGCAGCUUUGCGAAGAUAGGAUCGUACCGGCGUCCUGGGUCGAAUCACUAUCGUCGUGGGAAGUGCUCCGAGAGCUCGUGAAGGAUCAUGGAGCGCCUGCCUUCGCCUGGGAUGCUUUGCAGCCGUUGUGGCAAGUCACUGGAACUCGCACGCGAUUCGCUCUUCCACCGAUGUUUCUUGAAGUCGAGGAUACAUUGCUUGUAAUGAUGCGUGAGAAAGCUCUGGAGCUGUUUGAAUCGGGAGAGUUUCUCCAAGCCGCGUCAACUUUCGUCGACGUUUUGAUUCGGUGUCCUACUUGCACAAAGUCCAGCUUUAAUCUUGCCGUGAUCUUGCACACAAUUGGCGAAACAUACUUUGCUGUGCCUAGCAUGCUGCGUGUCGUCACCCUCGAUGACAGUGACUUUGUAGCACAUACAGUUCUUCGAUCUGUGCACUAUCUGGAAGAACCCGACCUUGUAGUCGCCGGAUAUCGCUUGAUCCUCUCAGCGCAUCCAGAAAGUCAUGUUCGCGCGGCACACACGCUCGCCACACUGCAGGGGAGCGCUAAGACUAGAACAGCUGCUCCUGCUUAUGUUGCAAAGGUUUUUGACGAGCUUGCCGACAGCUUUGAGGAUAAACUUGUGGCACGUCUGGAGUAUCGCGUACCCUGGCAACUUGUCGAGGCUCUGCAGAAACUAUCGCCAGCUGGGUUCAUUCUCAAGGGCUGGACUAUCAAGCCAAACUGGGUUGUGGCUGAUGUCGGAUGUGGCACCGGUCUUUGCGGCCGCCUUCUUCGUCCACAUGUGAAGCACAUCAUCGGGGUGGACAUUUCGCCGUUGAUGAUUGAAAAGACACGUGCCCAAGGGAGUUACGACGAGCUACAUACGGCCGACAUUGCGCCAUUCCUGGAGUCGUGCGCUGAUGGGUCGCUGGACCUCAUUAUCUCCGCAGACGUGUGGAUUUACGUAGGGGCGCUGGAGCAAGUGUUUGAGUCGGCCGCACGCACGCUUCGUGCCUCCACAGGAUGGAUGGCCUUUUCGAUCGAGCUUUUCCACCCUGACACCAGCAAAAGGAUUGAGGGUGGCGCAACAGGUUUUCGCUUGGCCCCGUCUGGCCGGUUCCAACACUCGCAUGGCUACAUCGAGUCUCUGGCAACCCGCUUUGCGUUUACUAUUGCUCUACAAGAAGACGUCGCCGUGCGCAAGGAAAGCGGUGAACCCAUUCCAGGGCGUAUCUAUCUUCUUCAACGAGUCACGGCAUGA